GUGGCCUUUCCAUCCUCUCUGCUCGUUCUCCGGAUGUGGACGAAUGAACUUCCUCUCCCUUCUUUCUCUCUCCUCUCUUUCUCUUGCUCUCUCUUCCCGGCUCGGCGGCCGUUGACUGCAGCAGGAAAGAAGCAAGAUGGCGGCGGCGGGUGGCGAGUGCGACGUGAUUAUGGCGCCCGCGGCAGCGGUGUCGGCUCCGCAACCUGAGGCGCCGGGGAUGCUGAGCGACGACGAUGAGGACGCGGGGACGCGCAGAGAAGCAGAGUCCUUCAAGGAGCAAGGAAAUGCCUUUUAUGCUAAGAAGGACUACAAUGAAGCAUACAACUACUAUACAAAAGCCAUAGACGCAUGUCCAAGCAAUGCCAGUUACUAUGGAAACCGAGCUGCCACCCUCAUGAUGCUUGGCAGAUUCCGGGAGGCACUGGGGGAUGCCCAGCAGUCUGUCAGGAUGGAUGAUAGCUUUGUGAGGGGACAUCUAAGGGAGGGAAAGUGUCACCUGUCUCUGGGGAAUGCCAUGGCCGCCAGUCGCUGCUUCCAGCGAGUUCUAGAACUGGAUCACAAAAACGCACCGGCACAACAAGAGCUGAACAACGCCAGAACUGUCCUAGAAUAUGAGAAAAUAGCCGAAGUUGACUUUGAGAAACGGGAUUUCCGAAAGGUUGUCUUUUGCAUGGAUCGUGCCCUGGAGUUUGCCCCCGCCUGCCACCGGUUCAAAAUCCUCAAAGCAGAAUGCUUAGCACUGCUGGGUCGCUAUCCCGAAGCACAGUCAGUUGCCAGUGACAUCUUGCGAAUAGACUCCACAAAUGCCGAUGCCCUCUAUGUCCGAGGGCUUUGCCUUUACUAUGAGGACUGCAUUGAGAAAGCUGUUCAGUUUUUUAUUCAGGCACUCAAAAUGGCUCCUGAUCACGACAAGGCCUGUCUCGCUUGCCGUAAUGCCAAAGCACUGAAAGCAAAGAAAGAUGAUGGCAACAAGGCUUUCAAGGAAGGGAACUACAAGCUAGCCUUUGAACUUUAUACCGAGGCCCUGGCGAUAGAUCCAAACAACAGGAAAACCAAUGCCAAACUCUACUGCAACCGCGGGACCGUUAACUCAAAGCUUAGGAAGCUAGACGAAGCAAUAGAAGACUGCACAAAUGCUAUCAAACUGGACGACACGUAUAUCAAAGCAUACCUGAGAAGAGCGCAGUGUUACAUGGACACAGAACAAUAUGAAGAUGCUGUGAGGGACUAUGAAAAGGUUUACCAGACAGAGAAAACAAAAGAACACAAGCAGCUUCUCAAAAAUGCACAGGUGGAACUGAAGAAAAGCAAGAGGAAAGACUAUUACAAGAUCCUAGGUGUGGACAAGAAUGCCUCUGAAGAUGAGAUCAAAAAGGCGUAUCGGAAGCGGGCCCUGAUGCACCAUCCAGACCGACACAGUGGUGCAAGUGCAGAAGUCCAGAAAGAGGAAGAAAAGAAAUUCAAGGAGGUUGGCGAAGCCUUCACCAUCCUCUCUGAUCCAAAGAAGAAGGCCCGCUAUGACAGUGGGCAGGAUCUUGAGGAGGAUGGCAUGAAUAUGGGAGAUUUUGAUGCCAACAAUAUAUUCAAGGCUUUCUUUGGAGGGCCAGGAGGCUUCAGUUUUGAAGCUUCUGGGCCAGGGAAUUUCUUUUUCCAGUUUGGCUAAACUGCAGAAGAAGCCUGUCUCCUCUACUGAAAUUGACACGUUAUCCGACCUGCUUCUUUUAACCUCAAGUUACGUUCUCCCUUCAUCACAUCUCGCCGUUCCUUAGGGCUGUGGCAUCUUCUCCGUUGGAGACCUCCGUUUUUGUGUGUGUGUGCUUUAGAGUGUGACGAGAAAACCAGCGCUUGGAGGGGGGAGGGGGCAACGAAGGAAUAUACUUCCUUUUUUUUGUUUGUUUUUAUUGUGAACUUUAUUAAAAAAAAAGAGAGAAGAGAGAAAUAAAAUCUUUUGGUUCCUCCAUAAUAAGUCAUUUCAGGCUCCCAAGCGGCUGAGACUUAGCUGAAGGAGCCCUCACCUUCUAAGACAGGCCUAAGACUUACUCAAGCGCAACUGGACACAACACAACGCCAUGUUUGCGUAAGUAAGGGGAACCUGCUUAGGUUUUUCUCACUUCAGUUUCGUCAUCUGGUUGUAGCCACACUGAACCACAGACACAAGGGCGUUCACACACGAGAAACCCAAGCAAAGAAUGAGCUCCCGACAUUGCUCUCUGAGAAAUUUGCCUUUGGGAUAAGGAGAGGACUCCUCUGAAGUUGUUUUGUAAUACCUCCAGUUGCUUCUCAGAUUCUGUUUCAUUUGGGGACAGUUUCUUUCUGCUUCUAGUUUCUUGAGCACUUCAAGGGAAUAGUAAGGGCUGACUCACACAGGAUGUUCGUCACUUGAUGAUGACUCCCAGCUCAACAUGUAAAACUGCCUCCAUUGAAAAGUAUAUUAUGUCCGAGGUAAUGUCAGGUGAUACAAAAUCUUUGUGUGCGGUGUUAGAUCUCCAAUGGCUGUUUCACACAUGCAAAUCAUUAUUUGAUGUUGCAGUUACAGUUCAUACACGCAUGUGCAAAAUCAUCCUAAGUGUUGGAACCUGUCUUUUGACAAACUGGUUGGAAUCUCAGAACGCAUCUUUUGUUGGAAACAUUUUUUCAGAAUUGGCCAGCAACGUUCUCCAACUUUAAAAGAAAAUGAAGAAGCAUCAUCAGGCAUGAUUGGAAUGGUUGUAUAUGUGCCUGUCAGCUGGGUCGUCCUUCCUUGUAUGCUACGAAGGCAUUUGAUGUGUCUCAAGUGCAAGUCUUUGUGCUGAAAGCAGAGUUUAAAAUGUUCUGGGUACAUUUUUGUACUUCUGGAACCUCAGAUUGUGGCCAAGGCUGAGCUGCUUGUCCUGAACAUCUGAUGGGUUGUUUUACAAGAUGACAAUUUGCAGUUGAACUAGUGAAAACCAAAUCACCCUGAACUUGCUGGCUGUCAUGUUGACGUUUAGGUCUAUCCAGUGCUGAUGGUAAUAAAUAUGUUGGCCACACAAAGUAACUUUUUCAGUGAUACCUCAUUCUUUGCUGCGAAAUUGGCUUACUCCUUUUCUCUGCAAUUUCAAGCCAACACUAGCUAGAUUUUUGUCCUGUCCCCUCCAAUUUGUGAUCCAUUUUUACAUUAGCUUUCAAUUUUCACUCUGAAUUGAUAACUUCUUCUGGUGUUAAAGCCCAGUUCAUUGAUACUAUGGUGCUUAAUUCAAAUCAGUUGAAGAAAAAGGCUUGUCACUGUUGAGGUGAACAGCUUUGGACAACUUUCUGCUCAUUACUGACUGCUUAAAUAGUUGAUCUUGGAAUAAAAAGAGAUUGACUAUUUUUUUUAAAAAAAGAAAUUGAAUUGAUUUUCAUUUAAUGUAUUUCCCACAUUUAGUCUUGUGCCUAUCUACGAUUUCCUUCGUCUUAGUUAUCCAGGGUGAGUUGGUAGAAAACAGCAAAAGGUUUAUGCUUUGAUAGACAUCUGUAUGAACUUUUUAGGAACUAUUUCCUGUACAGUAUUUGAAAUUCUGGAAUUUCCAUCGUUGGUCCAGCAUAAGCCAUCAUUUUAAGAGGUGUCCAGAUUGGGGUUUGGCAUUUGUGUGCCACUCUUGAAGUAUGCAGUUGUGGCUCCUGGGAAAUUAAGAAAAAGUUAAUGGUAGUGUUGACGUCCUCUCUUGCCCUCCUUUCUAGCCUUGUACUGCAACAGGGGAUAGUUGAGUGGUAUAGUCCCUGUGGAGUGUGGGGUGGCAGUCUGAACUGAAUUGUGGGGAGAAUAAGAAAAUAAGCAUCAGGAGGGAAUAGCAUGAGCUGUGGGUCUCAGUCACUUAAAGAUCUUUGCAUGUUAACUCCUGGGCUGGGGAAUAUUGGCCACCUCUGGCUUGGACCUCCAUUGGGCAUCCAAAUGUCACUGGUAUUUAUUUCAUUUGCUGAAAUAAAUACUCCACAUUCAGAGGAGUAAAUGGGAUAGUGUUGGUUGUGUGCAGCUUCUCAGCUAAGAUUAACCACAGGGAUGGUAGCUGGCAGGAAAGAAUAUUAAAUCGUAACACUCCUCUUUAUAGUUGCCUUAUGCUGAAGAAAUUCUACCAGCCAAAAAGUUUUCUACAGAGGGCUGGUGCUAUCGGACACAUUGGAAAGCAAGAUUGGAGCAUCCUAUGAAUUUCCCCCUUAGAUGUUUUGUCAGAUUGAAAUGGCUUUGUCUUUAGAUUUUGAAAACAUGGCUUCCAGGAAUGUUGUUAAUACAGUGAAUGUUGCCUGACUUUCUCUGACCGUAGAAGUGUGAAUCAUCUCGAAACUAGCUUUAAAAAUGUCUAAGAAGCUGUUUUCUCCAUGUCUAAAGCAUUUAAAUUCUUUCCUAUCCAAAAGCUAGUGAUAGGAAGAGAUUCCCAGAAUUUGACGUUGAUUGUAAACCUGGAAGCCAAGGAGUGCCAAUGCUUUUUUCUCGGGUUUUUUUGUUGUUUGAUUUGUUUUUUGGCGGGGGGACCCUCAUUCUUCAAUGUUCUGCCUUCUAUUAUGUUUCUGAUUAUUUGAAAGUCGGUCUCUGUCCUCAAGACAGCCACUAAGGAGCUUCUUAGAUUGCAACGGUUUUUGCAUUAAAGCAACAGAGCUUGUAGAAUAUCUUUGAAAAUUAUCCAGAUGUCUUGUGGUAUUUGAAAACCGUGCAUUUCGUUUUUAUCACUGGAUUUUUCUUUUUUAAUUAACAUUGUUGUAGUUACCAAAAGGUUUCUUGCUGAAGGCCCCAAUUCCUCCUCUCUCUGUCUCUUUUGGGGGUCUCAUCUACACAUGCAGCAGAUUGAGGUGGUGGUAGAAUGGGCUGCACCACUCUGGACUGCAGGUGGCGGGUCUGGUUUUUAAAUGCUCCCUUAUAGAAACAACUUGCUGCAAGGAGAGAACUAGCACAGUGGGUACAGAGCUGAGCGAGAACAUUUCUCCUUGUUGGUCUAGGUUUUUUUUAAUGGGAUUUUUUUUUUUAACAUGAGGAGGCAUUAAAAAUUGUUGUAUGCCUGAAAUGGUAAAUUUAACUCUACCUUGUCAUUCUGAGACAUAUGUAGAUUAGACUUUGAUGGGGAGGGGAGAGGAGAGUAACAAACAAGUAAUAAUCAGACACUCUCCAGGCAGGGGGUGGGGGAGGCAGAGAGCCCUAGGGCAGCUUCUGCCUUGCUCAUGACAUUCAGGUCUUGGAACAAAGGAUUAUAGGAAAGGUUGCCAUUUUGUCUCAAUGUUUGAGUCUUUCCCCUAUCCCUUUUCUGUACUCUCACUGAUCAUCUUUCCUUGCAUGUGUUGAGUCCUCUUUACUGUACAAAUAGAUUUAUGAGGAAUACCCAAGUGGAGGACAGAUAAGCCAGCGCUGAAUCUGUUUGAAGAGAGGCUGUCUAGCUCGAAAUAUUCAACAUACCCAGGUUAACCUGAAAAAUCUAGCCUUCCUGUUAAGGAGUUUGUUGCAUGAUCUGUUUUAGAACAGCACCCCACAUCUCCCUCCCUUUCUCCAGGCUUUGUCCUAGGGAUGGCUUCACACAGGGAUAUGUACACUGUCCCACUUGAACCCUUUCACCUUUCUAAGAUGAAGAAUAUUAAAAGAACAAAAUUAAGAUCAGUGACAUUUGUUGGGCAGGAUUACAAUGUGUUUAUAUGCAGAAUUUCAAACCAGACUGAAGCAAAAACCGUAUGCAAUUGAUAUUAACUUUAUUAUAAAUUGUAUAUGAUGUACAAAAAAAAAUAAACACUCCAGAUCUCA
Hemicordylus capensis (graceful crag lizard) is the source of this 5722-nucleotide messenger RNA. It is a transcript of the gene DNAJC7, whose product is annotated as DnaJ heat shock protein family (Hsp40) member C7. Gene Ontology annotation, molecular function: protein binding. The record is from RefSeq and is a predicted model, not a curated record. The transcript is spliced from 14 exons. Bases 137 to 1663 code for a protein of 508 amino acids. NCBI's taxonomy places the organism in Eukaryota, Metazoa, Chordata, Lepidosauria, Squamata, Cordylidae.